GUACAUCGGGCUCUUGUAGGUCACGUCAGUCGCGCGGGAUGGGUGUGUCGAUGAGCGUCACGGAAGCUCCGGUGGCAGUGGGAAAUGAAUAAAUCCCAGCCCGCGGUCAUAAUGGGCAAGAGUUUAACUGGAAUUCAUGCGUGGUCCUCCUGCUUCAAGAGUUCAUAUAGCCUACUCCGGACGAUACCGAAGUUGAUUGUAGUCCAUGUGAAAGCAGGGUUUGAGGAGUUUGGUGUUGUAAGGUGAAUUGAUUCUCUGGAGUAUUGGAUCUGCAGUGUUUCUUCAGAGGUGUUCAUAUCCAAGCAAAGGACCUCAAGCAAGACCAAGAGAAUGUUCGAUAUAUUAUUUGUGAUGAUAUUUGGAUUGUCAGGUCGUGUUCUGACUAAAGAUACAGACACAAAAGGGAGGUUCAGUUCUCCAGUGGUGGAUGUUACUGAAAAGCAGCUUAUUAUAGAGAGAAAUCAGACACUUCAGCUAAACUGCAGGGGACGGUGGGAGGUCCAUUGGGUUUUGCCAUCAGGCGUACCAAAAGUCUACCACGGCACCCAGAUAGAAGAGACUCGAUGCGGGAAGAAAAAUAACCAGUACUGCAGCCGUCUGAUGCUCAGUCCUGCUUUAGCUCAACACACAGGCUCUUACCGCUGCAGGUACCGCCAAAAGCAGCGCAAACAGGCCUCUGUGUACGUCUACAUCACAGAUAGCCAGCAGCCGUUUGUAAAGGUGCAGUCAGAGAUCCCAGAUGUGGUGUACAUGAAGGAGGGAGAGCCGUUGGUCUUCCCCUGCAGAGUUACAAACCCAGAUGCCAAAGUCUCGUUGGUAAAGUUUCCUUUCCACCGGUUAGCUCCUGAUUAUAGAAACAUCAUCUGGAACAGCAGGCAAGGUUUCACUAUCCGUAGUCCCACAUUCUUCUACAUCGGGCUAUUUUCCUGUGAGACUAUCGUCAAUGGAGUCAAAUAUAGCAACAAGUUCUUGACUCACAGACCAGUGAAUAAAAUCCUGGAUGUGUAUUUGAACAGCACGGGUUUGGUGCACACGCUACAGGGCCAGAUGUUAGCACUGAACUGCACAGUUACAGCUGAAUGGAACGCCAGGGUUUCCAUUAGCUGGACGUACCCACAAAAGGCUAAUGGAUCUGCCACUAUCAUCAGACGCAUAUCAAGAAGCCGAAGCAACAUGCUCUUCUACAGUAUUCUCACCAUCCCCACACUGAGCAAAGCAGACCGAGGACUUUACAAAUGUCAUGUAACAAGUGGUCCAUCCAAGCGAGAAACAAAUACCACAGUUAUUGUCUAUGACCAGCCUUUCAUUCGACUUAAGCACAGAGAUGGCCCUGUGGUUCAGGCUUCUGCAGGACAGAAAUCUUUCCGUCUUACUCCAAAACUAAGGGCUUUCCCUGCACCUGAAGUCAUCUGGUUGAAAGAUGGGAUGAUCGCCGCCGAGCGGUGCUCCCGUUACCAUGUAGACGGCAUUUCUCUGGUCAUUCGGGAUGUGGCUGAGGAAGACUCAGGAAUCUAUACCAUCCUUACUGGCAUCCAGCAGUAUGGACUUUAUCAGAACCUCACACUCACGUUGGUGGUAAAUGUAAAGCCGCAGAUUGGAGAAAAGACAGUUUCCUCUCAACAACCCGGGACUGUCCAGCGAGGUAGCAGACAAGCUCUUCAUUGCACCUCUCAUGGUGUCCCACCACCUCAAAUCCAGUGGCUCUGGCAUCCGUGUCCUCCAAAAGGCCUAUGCGAGAAGCCUCCUCCUUCGUCCUGGACUGCAGUCAGCGAGAAGACAGAAGUCAUGUCCACCCACAAUCCCAUCCUGACCGUCAGCCACAGACAGGAAGUGUUAGAAGGGAAGAAUAAGACUGUAGGAGUUCUGAAAGUUGGCGAAGCAUUGAUAUCUGGCAUCUAUCGCUGUGUUGCGUCAAAUUUAAUGGGCAGAGAUGAACUAGACAUCCGUUUCUAUGUCACAGAUGUCAAAGGAGGCCUUAUCGCAUCUUUGGAGGAAGAGCCCAGAGAGGGAGGGGACCUUCGUCUGGUCUGUAUAGCCAAUAGGCACCUCUAUUCAGACCUGUCAUGGUAUAGAUUAACGAAUCAAUCCACAACAACAGAGGGAGCUUCAGUUCUCGGCGGGGAGCUCAAAGAGGGGCAGUUCUCUCAAACUCUGCAGCUUCUGCUGAAGAAUGUGACUGCACAGGAUUCAGGAACAUACCGCUGUUCUGUCACACUCCUGCUUACAGGAGAACAUACACACCUAGAUACAGCCGUGGAGGUCAAAGUUCUGCAGGCACCGGUGCUGCUGCGAAAUCUGAGCGAUCACAGUGUUAAUGUUAGCAACUCGGUCACUCUCCGCUGCCCCGUUCUGGGAAUUCCACACCCCCGGAUCACAUGGUAUAAGGACCAAAGAAAGCUUCAGCAGGUGUCUGGUAUUAUGCUGUUUGCAGAGGAAGGGACUCUUCAUAUCGACCGAAUUACAGUUGAAGACCAGGGACUUUAUACCUGUAAGGCCACCAAUGAGAGAGGGUCUGUGGAGAGCUCCGCCCACAUUUGGGUUCAAAGUUCAUCUGAAUCCCUUUCUCUGGAGAUCCCGACUCUAGCAUGUACAUGCGUGGUGGCCACUCUUUUCUGGCUGCUUCUCACACUGCUGAUUCGCAAACUCAAACAGCCAAACUCCACUAAUGGCAAAGCAGAGUACCUGCCAAUCAUCCUGCAUCCAGGGGAGGAGCCUCUGGUUGAGCACUGCGACAGAUUACAGUAUGAUCCUGCCCGAUGGGAGUUUCCACGUGACCGCCUUCAACUAGAAAAGCCCCUGGGGCGAGGGGCAUUUGGCAGAGUAAUGCAGGCCUCAGCUUUCGGCAUUUGCAAUUCAGCCAGCUGCACCACAGUGGCCGUCAAAAUGCUUAAAGAUGGCGCAACACCCAGUGAACACAAGGCUCUGAUGACCGAACUGAAGAUCCUCAAUCAUAUUGGUCAUCACCUCAAUGUGGUCAAUCUUCUCGGUGCAUGUACCAAACCAGGAGGGCCUCUGAUGGUUAUAGUUGAAUACUGUAAGUUUGGCAAUCUGUCUGCGUACCUUAAGAGCAAACGAGACGUCUUCCUGUUAAACAGGUUGAACAGAGAAGAGGAGGGAUAUAAAGGACGAUUGGUCAGUGUGUCCAGCAGCCAGAGCAAUGCCAGCUCGGGGUUUAGUGAGGAGAGAGGAGAGAUCUCAGAGGAGGACAGUGGUUCUCUUCCUGAAUCCAACACCCCUCUGCUGCUUGAAGACCUGAUUUCUUACAGCUUUCAGGUGGCCAGAGGAAUGGAGUUUCUCGCGUCUCGCAAGUGCAUUCAUCGUGACCUUGCUGCCAGAAACAUCCUGCUGUCCAACAACAACGUGGUGAAGAUCUGUGAUUUUGGCUUGGCCCGAGAUGUAUACAAAGACCCAGACUACGUGCGCAAAGGAGAUGCACGGUUACCACUGAAAUGGAUGGCGCCUGAAUCGAUCUUCGACAAAGUCUUCACCACUCAGAGUGACGUGUGGUCGUAUGGAGUUCUGCUCUGGGAGAUCUUCUCACUUGGAGCAUCUCCGUACCCGGGGCUGAACAUUGAUGAAGAGUUUUGUCACAGACUGAAGCAGGGGACUCGGAUGUGUCCUCCUGAGUACAGCAUCCCGGAGAUUUACAGCAUUAUGAUGGCAUGCUGGGAAAAUAACCCUGAGGACAGACCUUCUUUCUCUGCUCUUGUCGAGAUACUGGGAGACCUCCUGCAGACCUGCGUCCAACAGGAUGGAAAGGAUUAUAUUCCACUGAACGCUUUUAUUUCUGGAGAAGGAAAUACGGCGCACAUCGACCAGAAAGACAUAAGCCAGAGAACACUGGGAACGUCAAGCUACAUCAGCUCUGGGAAAAUCAAAGCCAUCAGCACUUUUGAGGAUCUGCACGAAGAAAUCCCUGAUGACAACCAGUCUGACAGUGGAAUGGUUCUCCCGUCUGAAGAGUUGAUUCGGGUGAAGUGGAUGGACAGAUUUAAAACCAAAAACAUCACUAAGCUCUUCUCUAAAGGUCAAAACCAGCACAUGAAGCUGCCUGCAAAAAUGCUGCCUUGUAUGAAUAGCGCCCCCUGUUGUCUUCAGAGGGAGGUUCCUCCUGUGUGUUACUCGGAGAGGUGCUGCUCUCCACCACCAGACUAUGAAGCUGCUCUCCUUUACCCCUGUUUCUAACACUUGCGUCAGCCAACCUGCCUGUAAACACCAGUCAACAUCCGUUACCACCACCACAAAAACACUGCUUAUCUCAACUCUUUUGCUUUCAGUACCUUAUUGUGCGAGGUUUGUCCUGUCAAACCUCUGCACAUUCCCACACCUCUUUACCCAAUCAGUUUCUGUGAUUUUUUAAAUUACUGGUUAAAAUUAAAUUAGAACAUUUUGAACAUUUUUUAGAGCUUACACUCACACAAAGCAAUUUUUAGCCAAUUGUAAUAUUAACAAAAAUUCAUAUGGAAAUUUCCAUUUUAGGAGUUAAUUGUGAUUAAUCUGUAACUUCAGGCCUGGAAAUUUCCAUGUUUUGCACGACUUUUGUCUGCAGUGUUGCAACUAGCAUUUCAGCGUUUUUGUUUUUAAACUCUCAUCUCAUAUCUGUAUACCGUCUUUGAAGCCACUGGUAAUCUGUACCACUUUAGUUUUGUUUUAGUCACAGAGCAGCUAAUAUUAUUUAUGAAAAGCAUUUACUACAAUCACUGCUUGUAGGUACCAAAUGUUUAACUGUAGAGCACAUUUCAUGUGCUGCAAGCCAUAUGCUGGAAAAGUUCACCUUACACUGUAUUUAUUUACAUUCAACACCUUAAUAGUAACCUCUGAAAAUAUUUUAAUGGUGUAUUUAAUGCUGAAAAAGAACAAAAUAAAUUUCAGAUCUAGAGCCAAAGCAAUUUUUUGGCAGUCGCAUGACUGCCAAUGCACGAAGCCUGCAAAUGAGGACAAGACUUUUUAGUUUAGGUAGAAUAAAAUACAUUUUAAUUGGAAAUAUAUAUAUCUCUUAGCAUUAAAAAAAAUUGGGGUCAGUAAAAAAAAAAUAAAUUGACGAUUUUUGAACAGUAAAAUUGUGAAAUAUGACUAUUUAAAAUAUCUUCUAUUUUAAUAUAUUUUAAAAUGUAAUUUAUUUCAGUGUUAGCAAAACUGAAUUUUCAGCAGCCAUUACUCCAGUUACAGGGUCAUAUGAUCCUUCAGAAAUCAUUCUAAUUUGCUGCUAAAGAAACAUGAAAACAAUUGUGCUGCAUAGUGUUUAUGGGAAACCAUGAGAAUGUUUUCAGCAUUAUUCGUGUUCAAAACAGCAUUUAUAUGAAAUGGAAUCUUUUGCAUCCGAUUCUUCUCUUCUGUGCUCUGACUUUCAGCCAAAAGUUGCAAACAAGUUCCUUUUUGCUGCUGUAGUUCAUCAUACUGUACUCAAACAACAAUUAUGCCAUUUAAGAACAAACAAACAAGUGUUCUCUUUUAUUACUCUUUAUUAAAAUACUGCUGUACACACAAAUAUUGCAAAAAUGUGACAAUAAACAAGAAGGGCAUAAAACGUACUGGGAUGGUGAAGGAGGAUUUCAUGUACGAGUGCAUAUGUAUGUGUGUGUCUGGAGUGCGUUCCACUGAAAACUGGGUACAUGAUAUGAGAUCGGCCUGUAAAAGGUGAAUUAAUGUAUGUGUGUGUGUAUGUGUAUGUGUGUGUGUGUGUGUGUGUGUGUGUGUGUGUGUGUGUGUGUGUGUGUGUGUGUGUGUGUGAGAGAGUGUGAGAGUGUGAGUGUGUGUGAGUGUGUGUGUGUGUGUGUGUGAGUGAGAGAUUCGGAGAGGGAUACGGGCUUGGCACCAUGUCCACCAAGUAUCAGUCGACAAACAAAAAAGAAGAGGGGAAAAGUACAUUAUUGAACUUGCAGCAUCCUCAGCUCUGCCUGCUGUAUCCUGCACCCUCUCGGUCCAGUGUGGCACACCCAAAUCUGUGCUGCAAGUCCUGCCUUUUCUUUGACUCACGGAUUGGGCAGUCACCAAUGACAGGUCAGACACAUUCAGUCAUUGGCAUAUUCCUGUCAGGGAUCAACCUGAGCGAAUUCCAAACUGUUUUCCGGAUGUUGUCACAUAAUUCAUAGGUCAAAUCAUAGUUAAACAAAAACGAAACCAAGAGAAACCAAUACAAUCCCAACCGUCCUGCUGGGACUGGUCCACAGAGAUCACACUAGUGAAGUGAGAAACAUCCCAUCAUGCAUCUCUGUACAACAACUUGGUGAGGAAAGGGAAUGACAGUAACAACACAAGAGAGCUCUAUACUGAGAUUCACUAUAUCCAAACCAAUACUAGCGUGGAGAGCGGGAAAAUAAGAACGAAUUAGGAAAAAGAAUGACGAAAUGGACAGAAACUUGGGAUGCUCCACAACAGAGGCAUAAGAGGACAUUCCACAAUGAGACAGAACUGGUUUCCCUUGCUAGCGUGGUCCAGUUCUUUGGUUCCUAUCACAAGAGCCUGACUAAAAAAAAACAACAGAAACGACAACGAAAAUGCAUCCUCUCAAAAUCUGAUUUCAAAAAGCAUCCGUAAAAUGAAAAAGGAUGUUGCGAAAUUCUGAAAUAAACGACAAGUUUACACAGCAAGAGGAGAGAGCACCCCUUUGUCAUGGAAUCCCCCCUCGACUGCACGCAACCAGUAACUUCCCCUCCCGCCUCCAAGUUGGCCAACUUUUAAAUGAGUCAAUACAGCAGACGAGGAGUGGCGGCACAUUACUACUAAUGCCACACAUUCAUAAGUGGUCAGUCUCAUCAGUUUGCCCAACCCAAUGGUUUGUCCCAUCAGAGCCGAGGACUCUGAUCACAUGACCAGUGGUCUGUCCCAAAUCGUAGUACCUCAUUAAAAACGCGUGAGGAGAUGAUGUGGAAAAAAAACGGCGCUCUGUUUUUCUUCCAUUUCAUGUGUGAGGCCCCGGCCCUCAACGCACCCUGUGGGACACGCACAAUCACUUAAAAAGGAACUUAAAAUGUUUAGUGCAUCCUCCAAAGAAAAAAAAAAAUUUAAAAUAAAAGCAGGAAGUAAAGUCUCUUAUUUUUUGGACAUUGUUCCCAAGUCUAAAAAAAAAAAAAAAAAAAAAAGAA
This is a messenger RNA of Onychostoma macrolepis, 7085 nucleotides long. RefSeq names its product fms related receptor tyrosine kinase 1 (gene flt1). The coding region runs from base 331 to 4185 and encodes 1284 amino acids. Gene Ontology annotation, biological process: protein phosphorylation; positive regulation of kinase activity; multicellular organism development. NCBI's taxonomy places the organism in Eukaryota, Metazoa, Chordata, Actinopteri, Cypriniformes, Cyprinidae. Gene Ontology annotation, molecular function: ATP binding; vascular endothelial growth factor receptor activity. Gene Ontology annotation, cellular component: signaling receptor complex; plasma membrane. The record is from RefSeq and is a predicted model, not a curated record. The transcript is spliced from 30 exons.